Molecule: messenger RNA, 1278 nt
Organism: Euleptes europaea (tarantolino)
Lineage: Eukaryota; Metazoa; Chordata; Lepidosauria; Squamata; Sphaerodactylidae
Product: vasoactive intestinal polypeptide receptor-like
Exons: 12
Coding region: 1-1278 (425 amino acids)
Biological process (GO): adenylate cyclase-modulating G protein-coupled receptor signaling pathway; cell surface receptor signaling pathway
Cellular component (GO): plasma membrane
Molecular function (GO): vasoactive intestinal polypeptide receptor activity; G protein-coupled peptide receptor activity; peptide hormone binding
Source: RefSeq, a predicted model, not a curated record
AUGGCUCCAGGAUGCACGAUAAUGCUGGCCAUCGAAUACGAACGGGAGAAAUGCCUGGAAUACUCGGAGUUGGAGAACCAGACCGCAGGUUGCCGGAGCAUGUUCGACAACAUCACUUGCUGGCCGGCAGCGAGCGAGGGUGAAAUUAAAGUGGUGCCCUGCCCAAACUACUUCAAUUUCUUUUCGGCUGUUCAGGGUAACGUGAGUAGGAACUGUACAAGCGAUGGUUGGUCCGAGCUGCAGCCUGCUCCAUACUUAAUCGCUUGCGGGUACGAUCCCAACAGCACGUCCCCAGCCGAGACUGUCUUCUAUGACUCUGUGAAGACCGGCUACACCAUCGGGCACAGUUUAUCUCUCGUCACUCUCACGCUGGGCCUCAUCGUCCUGUGCAUUUUCAGGAAACUGCACUGCACCCGGAACUACAUCCACAUGCACCUCUUCAUGUCCUUCAUCAUGAGAGCCAUCGCCGUCUUCGUCAAGGACGUCAUCCUCUUCGAGAGCGGGGAGUCUGACCACUGCCACGUGAGCACGGUCGGCUGCAAGGCGGCCAUGGUCUUCUUCCAAUACUGCAUCAUGGCCAACUUUUUUUGGCUCCUGGUCGAAGGCUUGUACCUUCACAACCUGCUGGUCAUCUCCUUCUUUUCGGAGAAGAAGUACUUCUGGUGGUACAUCCUGAUUGGCUGGGGGGCACCAACAUUGUUUACCAGCGCUUGGGCGAUCACAAAGGUUCACUUUGAUGAUAUCGGUUGCUGGGACUUAAUUGAACAUCAUUACUGGUGGAUCAUCAAGGCUCCCAUCCUGCUGUCUAUAUUGGCCAAUUUCAUCCUCUUCAUUUGCAUUAUCCGAAUCCUUGUGCAGAAACUUCACUCUCCUGAUGUCGGCCGAAACGAAACAAGCCAGUAUUCGAGACUGGCCAAAUCCACCCUCCUCCUGAUCCCUCUCUUUGGCAUCCAUUACAUCAUCUUUGCCUUCUUCCCCGAUACCGCCCAGAAGGAGAUACGGGGGGUCAAGUUGGUCUUUGAACUGGUGCUGGGUUCCUUCCAGGGCUUCGUGGUGGCUAUCCUCUAUUGCUUCCUCAACGGAGAGGUUCAAGCUGAAGUCAAACGCAAGUGGCGCAGGUGGCACAUGGAGCGGUUUCUGGGCUCCGAUAUGAAAUACCACCACCCGUCCUUGGGAAGCAACGGCACCAAUUUCAGCACCCAGAUCUCCAUGCUAACCAAGUGCAGUCCAAAAACGCGCCGAUGUUCCAGCUUCCAAGCGGACUUGUCCCUAGUCUGA